AUGUCUGUCGAACUAAGUCCAGCCAAUCAAUUGGGAUUCCCUCGUCCCCUGACAUCCCUUGUCAAACGAUCUUUACUCAUCCACAAUCCCAACCCUCACCCUGUAGCAUUCAAAGUGAAGACUACAGCUCCUAAGCAAUAUUGCGUUAGACCAAAUUCAGGAAGAGUAGAAUCUGGUGAGAGUGUAGAGGUACAAGUGCUUCUCCAACCACUUCAACAAGAACCUCCUCCUCACGCAAAAUGCAAGGAUAAGUUCCUGGUACAAUCAGCAUAUAUCACCCCCGAUGAGGAGAUGCACACUCUUGGAGAAAUGUGGUCGCAAGUCGAAAAAACCAACAAAUCAGCUAUUCACGAACAAAAGAUCAAAGUGGUAUAUCUCGCUGCUGAAGAUGGAUCGACCGGUCAAAAUGGUAUUCCAGAAGAGGACGAUCACGUAGGAGAAGCAAGUAGACUGGAAGAAUCUCACAAUCUCCCUCACGAUGGAUUAACUCGCUGGACCACUAAACCCGAUAAGGAAUACGAUCCAGAGUUAUUUCGUAAUGCUGGGUUCUCGUAUUGGGAGACACCCAAAUCACCUUAUGUUCCUCCUCCUUUCCCUGCAAUCUUCUCUCACGCGCAGUCCUCACCUUCCCAACCUCUUCCUCCAGCACAUGACAAGCCUAUACCAGUUCCCGUCCAAGUCUCUCCACCUUCCACCGCCGUCGCACCCGCACCUCAAAGUCCACCUCUUGCGGACCUCACACCGGCCCAGGCGGGAGCGACCAACAUCGCUUUGGAGAAAUCUUUGAACGCCACAACGUCCGAUUCCGAGAAAUUGUCAAUUGCUUUGAAAGAGAUUGAAAAACUUAAAUCUGAAUUGGAAGAAGCCAAGAACGGACCUCAAGUAACUGGAUUAAGAAAGAGAAAUACUGGUGCUACCAGUGGAGCUGAAACCGUAAUUGAAAAAGCUAAAGAGGCGGUAACGACAUCGGGUGGUCAACAGGGUGUACCACUUGAAGUGGUUGCUGGAUUGGUGGUUGGUGUGUUCGUCUUGACUUAUUUGUUCUUCUAG
Molecule: messenger RNA, 1050 nt
Organism: Kwoniella botswanensis
Lineage: Eukaryota; Fungi; Basidiomycota; Tremellomycetes; Tremellales; Cryptococcaceae
Exons: 6
Coding region: 1-1050 (349 amino acids)
Biological process (GO): endoplasmic reticulum membrane organization
Cellular component (GO): endoplasmic reticulum membrane; plasma membrane
Molecular function (GO): FFAT motif binding
Source: RefSeq, a predicted model, not a curated record